Molecule: messenger RNA, 3898 nt
Organism: Apis mellifera (honey bee)
Lineage: Eukaryota; Metazoa; Arthropoda; Insecta; Hymenoptera; Apidae
Product: transcriptional regulator ovo
Exons: 10
Coding region: 695-3562 (955 amino acids)
Biological process (GO): epidermal cell differentiation; regulation of transcription by RNA polymerase II
Cellular component (GO): nucleus
Molecular function (GO): RNA polymerase II cis-regulatory region sequence-specific DNA binding; DNA-binding transcription factor activity, RNA polymerase II-specific
Source: RefSeq, a predicted model, not a curated record
UCGGGGCCCGGCCUGGCGAGGAGGCAACGGAGUCUCAGUCGUUCACCAGAGAUCGGUCGUUCAUGUAUGCUGCUCGAUCUGCGGCCCCUGUCCAGGAUAACUGUAAAUCCGUGACAAAGAAAGAGAGAGACAGUAAAGAAAGGAAGAGACAGAGUAAAAGACAGACCUUGGACUGACCGCGGGCAGAGUAGCUAAGUAAUCGAUCUCUCAACAUUCGCGUACAUCGUGUAUGAAACGUAAAUAAUAGUGACUGUUGGAACAGUGAUCGAAGAGAAACUUUCGUUUCGUUUAAUUAUAAUAUAUUAUUAUUAUUAUUGUUGUUAACAAUAUAUCGUCGCAGAUUUUUUCUCUCUCUCACUCACUCUCUUUCUCUCUCUCUCGAAAUGAAUUUUAACAGGGAAUGCCAUGCCUUCUAACUUGCUAACUUCGGAUCAUUGACAUUUGGGAUCCCGAGAUUCGUCUGAAAGUGAAUAAACGCAAAUCGCAGUUUUUUUUUUUUUUUUGGAAACGGAACGGACAGUGAUUUGACAGCUGAUUGCUUGAAAACUUCGAAAAAGAGAAGAACUGAUCGGAAGAAGUGAUUAUUUGUGCUGCGAUUGAUGGUUCAGAGGAAUGCUAUUGAGAUCGGACGUGGGAAUGGUGGCGUGAAACAGCAAGGCAAAAGUCACGUUAACACGCGUAAACGCACAUCAGGAUGCCAAAAAUCUUCCUGAUCAAAAAUCGGCUGCACCAGCAGCAACUGAGGUUGCUGGAAGCGCAGCACCUUGGGAAAAGCCCGCCACCCUGUAGUGGUAAAGAAAGUCCUCUUGGCAGUGCCGAACCUCUCAGUCUUAUUGUGAAUAAACAUCAAUAUCGCGAGAAAACGGAUGAUGACCGUGCGACGACCCCGGAGUCGCUUCGCAGUAGCAGCCCGGCCUCGUCUCCACCCCCUCAAUGGCAAUCGACGAACACACCGAGUAACACGCCGCCCAGACGAUUUAUCUCGAGUAUCCUCGGUGGGGAUAUCCCGUACGGAAGCAGGGGUCACGUUCUAACCAGGGCGGAGCGCAAGGAGUACAGCAAUCCCCCAAUCGCGCCCCCGUCCAGUGAUGCUACGCAAUUCCUCGCUAAAUCGGAAAAAUUGGUGUUGCCCAGACCAACCACCCCUCCGAAAGCGCCCAGGGUCGAGCCGCCCACACGGGUCUCGGUCAUUCAAAGGGUCCCUCCUUCCCAAAGUCAAUCGAGGAGGGAAGACAAGAUCGAGGUGCCACAAACUCAAGAGCCGGAACAAGAGCAGCCUAUCGAUUACGCGGUGCCGAAGAGAAAGGAAGAGGACGAGGAGCGAGGCCGCGAAGGCGCAAAAGUGUCACGCGCCGCGAUAGGCAACUCGAUUGCCAGGCCUCUGCUGGCCAUGAGACUGUCCGGUCCCCAAGUGGUCCACGCGGCCGCAGGCCACGGAAGAUCGUCGAAUUCCGGCGGGAGCGGCGGUUCCGGGUCCGGCAACACCUCCAGCGGCGGCGGCGGCAACUCGGGAGGCGGUUCCUCCUCCUCCUCCUCCUCGAAUUCGGGCGGAAGUGGCGGUUACUGCGGGGGAGGAGCGGCCACUGGCGGUGGAGGUGGUGGUGGAGGUGGUGGCGGAGGUGCCGUGGGCGGAGGUGCGGGCGGCGGGAUGAAUCCCGGAGGAAACGGGGGCCGGGGAAAUUACGGGCCAAGCUCGCCGCCCACCGGCUCCCUGCCGCCGUUCUACGAGUCGCUCAAAGGCGGCAAUAAUCUGGCGAAUUUCGCGAAUCAGUACAACACCACUCAAGGAAAUGGAUACCUGACACCAUCGCCAACGGUGGGGAUGGAAUGCGACACCGGUCAGCAGGACGUGAACUCGCAGCAUUCCCAAUACAACGCUCAAGAAGGGAAGCAAUACUCCCUGUUGCAAAAUGUCUGCGCCUCGUACGGUUUAACGUUGAAGGAGGAAGAAGAUUUGUCCCCGUACAAGAUCCAAGCGAACGAUCUGCUGUCCGGACAAUAUGGCGCAUACGACAUGACCGAUACGGGAAUGAUGGUGGACAUGGUGACUGGCGCUGUUGUGGAUCCUCUUCAAUUCACCGCCACUCUAACGUUCAGCUCACCUUCCGAUCAUACCGCCCUCUUGGAAAGCCUGAGCGACGCUGCCGACCUAUUCCUGCCGAGAUUACCGGCCGAAGAUGGUAGCAACGAUCUUCUCGAAGAAUCGUUGCAUUCGCCUGCUUCGGCUGGGAGCGGGAUCGGCCAGGAUAACGGGCAAAUGACCACUCCUGUAGAGCCGAGCGUCGAUCCUUUCCCAGAGCAUAGCAUGGCCUUGACUAGAAGCUUCGAUACGUCGAGGCACUAUACGGCAGCUCCUCAACAUUUCAGCACUUCGAAAUUAGGACUAACUUAUGCUACAGGCGAAUCGAGUUAUCAAUCCGUUUCAAAAGAACGGCCCGAACUCGCGCUUCACAUUAAUCAGAAUCAUCAACACCAAUCCGAACCACAGCUGCAACAAUUGCAGAUACAGGUGCAGUUGCAGCAACAACAACAGCAACAACAAACAACGUCCACUUCACCUCAUCAACAACAACAUCAAGGAUUACUCAGCCCGGGAUUAAGCUUCACCGGUCUGGAACUAGAUUCAGGUAGUAGCGUGGGUGGAAGUUUACCAAGUCCCGGAGCAGCGAGCUGUUCGUUAGACGCUGCUUCUACUAGUACGUCGCCAUCUUGCGCUUUGAUGGAGCAUGCGCCUAGCCCAGCAGCCACUGUAUCUUCGGCAUCGGUAAAUACUGUACAAUCGACAGGUCCAGCCGGAGAACCACCACUGACGCAACGGGUCGGUGUACUGCAGCAAAGGCUGGGAUUACCUGGUGACUGUCAAUUGGAGUUCGUGAACGGUGGCCACGGAAUUAAAAAUCCACUCGCGAUUGAGGGUCAGAGACAGGCAGCGGCUAAUCGCGAGGAAGAGAGAGCAGCUCGACCUCCGCCUGGCAAGGACGACGAUCCAAAUCGUUUUACGUGCCGUGUGUGCAGCAAAAAUUUCAGUCUGCAACGAUUGUUGAAUCGUCACAUGAAAUGCCACAGUGAUGUGAAACGUUAUUUAUGCACAUUCUGCGGUAAAGGCUUCAAUGAUACAUUUGAUUUGAAGAGGCAUACUAGAACGCACACUGGUGUUCGACCAUAUAAAUGCAAUCUUUGUGAAAAGAGCUUUACCCAGAGGUGUUCCUUGGAAAGUCAUUGUCUUAAAGUUCAUGGUGUUCAACAUCAAUAUGCCUAUAAAGAACGUCGAACAAAGGUAUACGUGUGUGAAGAAUGUGGUCAUACGACACAGGAACCGGAGGUUCACUACCUACAUUUGAAAGAUAAGCAUCCAUACAGCCCGGCUUUGUUGAAAUUUUACGAUAAGCGACAUUUCAAGUUUACCAACAGCAAUUUCGCCAACAUGCUGCUCCAGGGUGGCCUGUUGCAACGGGACUCGCGGAAUACGGACAGCUGUGUAAAAUCAGCCUCGAAAAGCCUUGAGGCGCCUCUUCAACGCUCCUCAACGUUGUUGCAUCUGGGUCGAGCUUCCAGUUUCUGAUGACUAAUACGAUGACUAAAACCCGACGGGAGGAAGAGAGAAGAGAAACGGCGGCGAAAUGGAGAGAAGAAGAGGAUAGCUGGUUCCGAUUUUUUUUUAGAGGAAACUCGAUCUAAAAUGCCAUCGAAUCCCGAAGUAAACGUCGCGCGAAAAGUACCUGUAAGGUGGCUCCCCUCUAGCGGUGACACGUGACAGUAUCGUGGGCCAAUGGCGAUCGGACUUGUAUUAAAAAGAAUUCUAAAAAGAAAAAAGAAAUUGCAAUUUCUCUAUAUAAGAUUUAAACGGACUCGUGACUUUCAGACCUAGACGGAAAAACGAGAGAACAUUAUUUGUAUA